Molecule: messenger RNA, 1503 nt
Organism: Helianthus annuus (common sunflower)
Lineage: Eukaryota; Viridiplantae; Streptophyta; Magnoliopsida; Asterales; Asteraceae
Exons: 3
Coding region: 1-1503 (500 amino acids)
Source: RefSeq, a predicted model, not a curated record
AUGGAUGGUCCUCUAAUUUUAAAUGAAAUUAUACCGUGGCUGAAGAGGAAGAAGAGGGCCAGGAUGUUUUUUAAGGUAGACAUCGAAAAAGCAUAUGAUUCACUAAAGUGGAAAUUUCUAGACUCGGUUAUGGAGCAAAUGAAGUUUCCGAUUAGGUGGCGAAAAUGGAUCAUGGCUACGGUGACGUGUGCACGGGCUUCGGUGUUGGUAAAUGGCUCCCCGACUCAAGAGUUCCCGUGCUUUAGGGGACUUAGACAAGAGGAUCCGUUGUCUCCGUUCCUGUUUAUCAUCACAAUGGAAGCUUUGUCGUGUGUUGUCAAACGGGCGUGCGAUAUUGGACUAUUUGACGGUAUUAGAUGUAAAGCCGAUGGGCCGAUUCUAUCUCACUUUAUGUACGCAGACGACGUUGUAAAACAACUAGAGCGUCUUCGUAAGGAUUUUUUAUGGGGGUCGGAUCCGGAGCAUGGGAAGAUGUCGUGGGUUGCGUGGCAGAAGAUUAUGGCUCCAAUAGACGUGGGAGGAGUGGGUAUUGGGUCGUUGAAAGAAGCUAAUAUCGCCUUACUAGCCAAGUGGUGGUGGAGGUUUAAGGUUGACGGCCCGUGCCUAUGGAGAAGCGUAAUUUGGAACUUAUAUAGUAGCUCAAGGCAGUGGUGUGAUAUUCCGGUUAGACUUUCGGCUCCGGGCAUUUGGAAACAAGUGACUGGAAUUUCGAAGGAUUUGUGGGAUAUGGAGGUGGACCUACCAGGUUUGUUCAAAGGGAUUCUGGGCUCUGGUACGAAUAUACAUUUUUGGAAGGACCGGUGGGCGUUGGAAAAACCCUUGCAGCUUGUUUUUCCUAAUUUGUUCAGGUUAGAAAGAGUUAAAAACUCUUUAGUGGCCAAUCGAGUGCGCGUGGAGGGAGGGAUAAUGGUUCUUAGCUUCGAGUGGGUUAGGGAACCGGGGUCUUCGGAGGAGUUGCUGGAACUCGAGGGAUUGUUAUUGAUUAUGGGUGACGUGAAUCUUGGGUCCGGUAUGGAUAAAUGGGAAUGGAAAGCGGAUCAAUCAGGGGUAUACUCAGUUCGGAGUCUGAGGACUGAAAUGCAGAACACAAUCUAUCCGGUGCAGGAAGGUGGUUUUAUUUGGCAUACAUGGGCUUCUUUAAAGAAUGAAGAGACUACGGACCAUUUGUUCUUGUCGUGCGGUCUUGCUCAGGCGGUUUGGGACUCGGUGUCAAGAUGGUGUAGAAUUUCGCCAGUCUAUGCUUUUGAGUCCAAGGAUUUGGUAAGAAUGCACCAUCAUUUGAGUGGCUCUUUUAAGUGGAAAAAGGUAAUCUUUACCAUCGUUCAAACGACUGUUUGGUGUAUGUGGAGGUGUCGGAAUGAGGUGGUUUUUAAUCAGAAGCAAGCUAACGUCGCAAGGUUGGUUGAGGAAAUUAGAGCUCUCGGAUUUUUGUGGGUGAGGAGCCGUGCGAAACUGCAGGAAAUGUCAUGGGAGAUGUGGUGCAGCUUUAAUCUUCCUGUAUGA